This is a messenger RNA of Etheostoma cragini (Arkansas darter), 4604 nucleotides long. It is a transcript of the gene tmem63c, whose product is annotated as transmembrane protein 63C. The record is from RefSeq and is a predicted model, not a curated record. Gene Ontology annotation, molecular function: calcium-activated cation channel activity. NCBI's taxonomy places the organism in Eukaryota, Metazoa, Chordata, Actinopteri, Perciformes, Percidae. The coding region runs from base 464 to 2986 and encodes 840 amino acids. Gene Ontology annotation, cellular component: plasma membrane. The transcript has 23 exons.
CUGAGUACAGAGGAGGGAUUUUACUCAUGCUGCCAGGGGGGAGGCACAACACUGCUACCCAAGCCAAACAUCAGUUUGUAAUCUACUGCAUUGGCUUGGAAGUCUGAGUCAGGGAUGAGAAGGAGAUAAAUGAGCAGAGGGAAAGGAUUAGACUUCAGAUUGGCAGAGUUCAAUAAGCUUGAGAAGAAAUAGAUACCAUGGGAUAACUAUGAGCAUGUUUAGGGGUGAGCCAGAAAGAAUAUCCAUGGAGUCCUGUGGCCAAACUGCUGAGUCAUGUUGUGACGUUUGUCCAAAUGUUGUGUGAAAUGUUGUGUGAAACCUGUAUCCUUCAGCAUCCUGCUCUGUUCUGGAGGUGGAGAGGAAGAGUUUUACCGUUAGCAUCAGCAGCCAGCAGCAUCCAAAUUCGCCUGAUGCAGGAAGAAAAAGCAGCAUAAUGAGCCGAUAAAGGUAUGGUCCUGUGCUGAUGGCGCACUCUGAGUUGUUUGUGACAAGAGCGCCCCCUGUGGAGGGGAGAGCUGUGGAGCUGGAUGUUCUGAGCUACCUGGACUCUUUUGGGGAAGAAAACAACACUGCUGAAAGAUGCUACCGCUCGCACUCCCGCAGUAGCGUCCUCCAGGGUCUGCCGUUUGGAGGGGUGCCAACGGUUCUCGCCAUCAAUGUUGUUCUCUGGAUGUUCUUAUUGCUCAUCUUCUCCUGUCUGAGGAAGGCUGCAUGGGACUAUGGUCGCCUGGCUUUGCUGAUGGAGAAUGACAGUCUCACAUCCUUGUUUUAUGGAGAACCGAGUGAGAAAGAAAAGUCUCCGUCAGAGUCUAGUCCCUCUGACUCUGAGACCAAGGACAUGGGCUUCUGCUCAUGGCUCUCAUCACUUUACCACAUGAAGGAUGAAGAGAUACGUAACAAAUGCGGCAUUGACGCCGUCACAUACCUGUCCUUCCAACGCCACAUCAUCCUGCUCAUGACAGUGGUUUGCCUGCUGUCUUUGGCCGUAAUCCUGCCGGUCAACUUUUCUGGGAACCUCCUGGGAGACAGUCCUGAAAACUUUGGAAGAACAACACUGGCUAAUGUUAGCGCAAAGGACAGCUUUCUGUGGCUCCACAGCAUUUUGGCUCUGGUCUACUUCAUCAUCACGUUGCUGUGUAUGGCUCACCACUUGAUACGGCUGGAGUACAGAGAAGAUGAGAAGGUAGCCAGGACACUGAUGAUUACCUCCAUACCAAGAGAGAUCUCUGACCCAGGACUCAUCACCAAACACUUCCAUGAGGCCUACCCCAGCUGUACUGUCACUGAUAUCCGUUUCUGCUUUGAUGUCCGCAAUCUGAUGAGGUUGGAUUUAGAGAGACGCAAGGCAAUGAAAGGCAGGCUGUACUUUGCCACAAAGGCUCAAAAGGAGGGGAAGAUCAUGAUCAAGACCCAUCCGUGUGCUCAGAUAUUCUGCUGCAAUAUCUGUGGCUUUGAAAAGGUGGAUGCAGAACAGUACUACAGCGAGUUAGAAGAAAAGCGGACAGACGAGUUUAAUGCCGAGAAGAACCGCAUCUCCAUGAAGAGACUCGGCAUUGCCUUUGUGACUUUUCGUGAUGAGAGGAUGACCGCUGUCAUUGUGAAGGACUACGGUUGUGUACGCUGCCGUCGCUGCCCUCAGCAGUCCAGCAUCACCACUGUGGUGCAGUCGCAUAAAUGGGGGGUCAGCUACGCACCCGCUCCCAGUGACAUCAUCUGGGAAAACCUGUCAGUGUGUGGAUCUCGCUGGUGGCUGCAAUGCGUCCUCCUCAACAUCCUUCUCUUCCUGUUGCUCUUCUUCCUCACCACUCCUGCCAUCAUCGUCAACACGAUGGACAAGUUCAACGUCACAAGGCCUGUGGACAGUCUGCGGAGCCCUGUCAUUACCCAGUUCUUCCCAACCCUCCUGCUGUGGGCGUUUUCAGUGCUGCUGCCCUUUAUCGUCUAUUACUCAGCAUUCUUUGAGUCCCACUGGACCAGAACUGGUGAGAACCAAGUAACGAUGCACAAGUGUUUUUUCCUGCUGGUCUUUAUGGUCAUCAUCCUUCCCUCACUUGGUCUGUCCAGUCUGGACCUGUUCUUCACAUGGCUUUUUGAUGUCAACUUCCUGGAUGAGAAGGAGGUCAAAUUCCAGUGUGUGUUUCUUCCCGACAACGGUGCAUUCUUUGUAAACUAUGUGAUUACAUCCAGUCUGAUUGGCACAUCUAUGGAGCUGCUUCGUAUCCCGGCACUGACGGUGUACGCCGUCCGCCUCUGCUUUGCCAAGUCCCAGGCUGAGCGCAUUCAUGUCAAACGGAGUCAGGCCUAUGAGUUCCAGUUCGGCCUGGAGUAUGCAUGGACCAUGUGCAUCUUUGCAGUUAGCAUAACCUACAGUAUCACAUGUCCCAUCAUUACACCCUUUGGCCUGCUCUAUGUGAUCCUGAAGCACAUGGUUGACCGAUACAACAUCUACUAUGCAUACGUUCCCACCAAGCUCAGCCAGCGGAUCCACAGAGCAGCCAUCAGCCAGGUCAUCCUGGCUCCCAUCCUCUGCAUGUUCUGGCUGCUCUUCUUCUCUAUGCUCAGAUUAGGUCCGGUACAUCCCAUCACCCUCUUCACCUUAGUGUCCCUGAUCUCCUGUAUUGCCUUUUCCCUCUUCCGCUUGUGCCUUAAAAAGCAACCAGACAAGUCAACGAGCUACCAGAUGUCUGAUCAGCCAGCAGAGGGGACCUUCACUGAUGGAGACAGGAGUACUGUGACAUCCACCACUGCCUCCAGUCUGUUUGUGGCAACCGUGCUGCUGGAGCCAGAGCUGGCUUUGACUCCCAUGCCCUCCCCUGCCCACCACAGCUACGGAGCCAUAGCUAGCUCCCAGAGUACAAGCCACGGCCCAGAGGAGGAAGGGGAGUGUGAGGAAGGCCACGCCCAGACCCAUGAGACUGAGCUCCAAGACCCACCAGACCCCUACUGCUCCAGCCCGCUCAUGGACAGCCAUGUGGGCUUCCAGUAACACCAGUUCCCCCAAGCUGAGUCUUUGUGUCCUUCACCUGGGGAACACAGAUUGCUAAAUGCCACAAUGCCCUAUUUUCGUGUCGGAUCUCAGACUCCAACUUAGCUGCUUCAGACCCCGAGACCAGACUUGGCUUGUUAGAAACAACAAACCUUAGAGGAAAGAAUACAGGAGCAGGAUCCAUGCAAACAUCACUAUAAAUAUAUAGACAGCAGUUUGACAAAACAUCUCCUGAACCUGUCUUGUGGAAUUAUUUUAAUUAGUUUAGUAAACUAUUGGAUGCUCCGUGAAAGGGAUUCCAGCUUCUUCUAUGGCUUCAUUUGCAAGUUAAAAAGGUUAAAAGUAAUGAAAGAGACUGGGGCGGGAUUUCCCUUUCGGCUGCUAUCAGAGAUAGUCUGUCCAUCCUGUGCCACUUGAACAGGAGUGGAGGUGAAAGUUCCCAUCAGUGUGGGUGGUGUGAGCAGGCUUGCCCCAGCAGACUGACAGAGUGGUCUGGGCACGGGUGAUAUCUCAGCGACAAAGCUCAGGGAGGCUGAGGGCAGCUAGUUGUGAAGCCAUCUGCAGUGAGAGAGCAGACAGACGGAGCAGGGCCGAAUGUAACUCAGACAUGUACUAUAAUAUAUGUACAGUCUCUCCAAGAAGGCACAAGCGGUUUGACCAUACCUAAAAGCUUACUGUAACUAUUAUCAAUUCAAGGUUGCUAUUUUUGCUACUGAAUUUUUGGUGUCAUUGAUAUUGUGCUUUGGGUUUGGGGCUUUUUGCUACAGGGGAUUGGAUUUGCAGAGCUGUCCCGUCUUAAUCAAAGUAUUCCGUCAUUAGGCUGUUUUGAUUGUGUAUAUGAUUCUUCUCGAUUUUUUUAUUCAUUGAUUGACAUUUGGAAUAUGCUAGUUUGCUUUCUUCUCAUUUAAUCUCUCGGCAAGAAGGCAUAUAUGUUUAUUUCCCAAAUUCUAGAACAUUUUGAAAAUAUGACAUAGAGUCUACUUUCUCUCAUUGCAAGAAAAAAUAUUGAAAUCUCUUGAGGAAUUUCAUUAUUUUUUAUUUUAAUUACUUGACAUACUGUGUUACCACUGAGGCCAUUAUAUUAAAUAAUAGUAAUAAUAAUAAUGUUAAUAAAGCGUUACCAUAAUGGCUCAAAAUUGUUUCUUGGUAUUUGGUUUAGUGUUGGUCACAGUUCUGUGAUGAAAAUAAAAUUAUAAAAAUGUUUUUUAAUGUCCAAAAUACAAAUAGUAAUAAUCAGGCACCAUCAGACUGUACCAUGAUUUCAGUUCCAUUAAUCUAUUCUGUGUGACACUGGCUCUGUUGUAUAAAUCUGUUAUGCAUUUCCAUUCUUAUCCAUAAGAUCAGGUUUCACACGUGCUAAUCUCAUUGUUUUACCGUCAGUCUGUAUUUUUGCAUGUUUUGUAUUGUGGGGUUAUUUUUAUUUUCUUGUGGAAGGAUGAAUGUUUUUUCUUCUCAUGAAACUGAAUGUUAGCUGAUUGUAGUUUGUUAUUUAUGUCUCUUUCUGUGCCUUGAACAAACACUCCCUUUCGUGUGACAAUCCAGCAUGGCCAAAAAUAUGCUGCAUGGACAGAAAACUAUAAAGCGAAGAAAACUUGAAAAGAUGAAAACAGAACAACAA